GAGUGCACUGCGAGGCGGGCCGCAGGGAGGGAGGCGCGAGGAGGGCGCGAGGGGCAGCCGGAGGCAGCCGCCGCCCGCGCCCGCCCGGGUCCCCGCGGGGCGCAUGGGGCGCUUCGAGCCGGGAUCGCGCGCGGGCCCCGCGCCCAGCUUCCUGCUGCCGUGAGAAGCCGCGCCGGGACGCCCCCAGCCCCGAGCUGCCGGGAGGAUGACCAUGGCUGGGGGCCGGAGGGGACUGGUGGCCCCGCAAAACACGUUUCUGGAGAACAUUGUCCGGCGCUCCAAUGAUACUAAUUUUGUUCUGGGGAAUGCCCAGAUAGUGGACUGGCCCAUUGUGUACAGCAAUGAUGGAUUUUGCAAGCUGUCUGGCUAUCACAGGGCAGAAGUGAUGCAAAAAAGCAGUACCUGCAGUUUUAUGUAUGGGGAGCUGACUGACAAAGACACCAUUGAAAAGGUGCGGCAAACCUUCGAGAACUAUGAGAUGAAUUCCUUUGAAAUCCUGAUGUACAAGAAGAACAGGACACCUGUGUGGUUCUUUGUGAAAAUUGCUCCAAUUCGAAACGAACAGGAUAAAGUGGUUUUAUUUCUUUGCACUUUCAGUGACAUAACAGCUUUCAAACAGCCGAUUGAGGAUGAUUCAUGCAAAGGCUGGGGCAAGUUUGCUCGGCUGACCAGAGCUCUGACCAGCAGCAGGGGUGUCCUGCAGCAGCUGGCUCCCAGCGUGCAGAAGGGCGAGAACGUUCACAAGCACUCCCGCCUGGCAGAGGUCCUGCAGCUGGGCUCAGACAUCCUUCCCCAAUACAAGCAAGAGGCGCCAAAGACUCCCCCUCACAUCAUCUUGCACUACUGUGUUUUUAAGACCACGUGGGAUUGGAUCAUCUUGAUCUUGACCUUCUACACAGCCAUCUUGGUCCCUUACAAUGUCUCCUUUAAAACCAGGCAGAACAAUGUGGCAUGGUUGGUUGUGGACAGCAUCGUGGAUGUCAUCUUUUUGGUGGACAUUGUGCUGAAUUUUCACACCACUUUUGUUGGGCCAGCAGGGGAGGUCAUUUCCGACCCCAAACUCAUCCGAAUGAACUACCUGAAGACGUGGUUUGUGAUUGACCUUCUGUCCUGUUUGCCAUAUGAUGUCAUCAACGCUUUUGAGAACGUGGACGAGGUUAGUGCCUUUAUAGGUGACCCAGGGAAGAUUGGUUUUGCUGAUCAGAUUCCACCACCCCUGGAGGGGAGAGAGAGUCAGGGCAUCAGCAGCCUGUUCAGCUCUCUGAAGGUUGUCCGGCUGCUCCGUCUCGGGCGAGUGGCCCGCAAGCUGGAUCACUACAUUGAGUAUGGCGCUGCUGUGCUGGUCCUGCUGGUGUGCGUGUUUGGGCUGGCUGCGCACUGGAUGGCCUGCAUCUGGUACAGCAUCGGGGACUACGAGAUCUUCGACGAGGACACCAAGACGAUCCGCAACAACAGCUGGCUCUACCAACUGGCCAUGGACAUUGGCACCCCGUACCAGUUUAACGGGUCUGGCUCAGGGAAGUGGGAAGGUGGCCCCAGCAAGAAUUCUGUCUACAUCUCCUCCUUGUAUUUCACCAUGACCAGCCUCACCAGCGUGGGCUUCGGGAAUAUCGCCCCCUCCACGGACAUCGAGAAGAUCUUUGCUGUGGCCAUCAUGAUGAUUGGCUCACUUCUCUACGCCACCAUCUUUGGAAAUGUGACGACCAUUUUCCAACAGAUGUACGCCAACACCAACAGGUACCACGAGAUGCUCAACAGCGUGCGGGACUUCCUGAAGCUCUACCAGGUGCCCAAAGGACUGAGUGAGCGGGUCAUGGAUUAUAUCGUGUCCACCUGGUCCAUGUCCAGGGGCAUCGACACAGAGAAGGUUCUACAGAUCUGCCCCAAGGACAUGAGAGCUGACAUCUGCGUGCAUCUGAAUCGCAAGGUGUUCAAGGAGCACCCCGCCUUCCGGCUGGCCAGUGAUGGCUGCCUGCGUGCCCUGGCCAUGGAGUUCCAGACGGUGCACUGUGCCCCAGGGGACCUCAUCUACCACGCAGGAGAGAGUGUGGACAGCCUCUGCUUCGUGGUCUCCGGCUCCCUGGAGGUGAUCCAGGAUGACGAGGUGGUGGCCAUCCUAGGGAAAGGAGACGUAUUUGGGGAUGUGUUCUGGAAGGAAGCCACCCUCGCCCAGUCCUGUGCCAACGUGAGGGCCCUGACCUACUGUGACCUGCACGUGAUCAAACGGGACGCCCUGCAGAAGGUGCUGGAGUUCUACACGGCCUUCUCCCACUCCUUCUCCCGGAACCUCAUCCUCACCUACAACUUGAGGAAGAGGAUCGUGUUCCGGAAGAUCAGCGACGUGAAGCGGGAGGAGGAGGAGCGCAUGAAGCGGAAGAACGAGGCCCCGCUGAUCCUGCCCCCGGACCACCCGGUGCGGCGCCUCUUCCAGCGCUUCCGGCAGCAGAAGGAGGCCCGGCUGGCGGCGGAGAGGGGCGGCCGGGACCUGGACGACCUGGACGUGGAGAAGGGCAGCGUGCUGGCCGAGCACGCCUCGGCCAACCACAGCCUGGUGAAGGCCAGCGUGGUCACGGUCCGCGAGAGCCCUGCCACGCCCGUGGCCUUCCAGGCGGCCUCCGCCGCAGCCGUGGCGGACCACGCCAAGCUGCACGCACCGGGCUCCGAGUGCCUGGGCCCCAAGGCGGGCGGGGGCGACUGUGCCAAGCGCAAGGGCUGGGCCCGCUUCAGAGACGCCUGCGCCAAGGGGGAGGACUGGAACAAGGUGUCCAAGGCCGAGUCGAUGGAGACGCUGCCCGAGAGGACCAAGGCGGCGGGCGAGGCCACGCUGAAGAAGACGGACUCCUGCGACAGCGGCAUCACCAAGAGCGACUUGCGCCUGGACAACGUGGGCGAGGCCCGCAGCCCCCAGGACAGGAGCCCCGUGAUGGCAGAGGUCAAACAUUGCUUCUACCCCAUCCCCGAGCAGACGCUGCAGGCCACCGUCCUGGAGGUCAAGCACGAGCUGAAGGAGGACAUCAAGGCCUUGCACGCCAAGAUGAGCACCAUCGAGCAGCAGCUGGCCGAGAUCCUCAGGCUGUUAACUUCCAGAAGGUCCUCCCAGUCCCCGCAGGAGCUGUUCGAGAUCUCCAGGCCCCAGUCCCCAGGGUCCGAAAGAGACGUGUUUGGAGCCAGCUGAGAGGUUCUCGUCCAGAGUCAAGGACAAAACCCUAGACCCCCUUGCCCGGACACCACCCACCACCCAUGCCCACGCGGCCAACAGUUUUCAAGGCAGGUUUCUCCCGAGGGAAAACCUGAGCAGGACCUGUGGCUCGGCAGGUGUGCUCUCCCUGGAGAACAGGACGGGGCGAGGGGCAGCGCCCCGAGCCUGCAAGCCGGCAGCUGCCUCUGCCGUGGAUCCACACCAUUCCCCCGGGAAGGGGCAGGCUGGCUCCGGGGGACUUCCUUCGUUUGUAAUUUUUUACUACUGGGAUAUUUGUACAAGGUUCAAACUACCAGAAAAGAGUGGCCACCGCGCGGGAGUGGGCAGGGGAGUGCCCGGAGCCCUCCUGGACUCCUGUAAAUACCUGUUUCCCUGUUGACGCUGGUGAGGAGCUUGGGACAAGGGGAUCCUGUCCACUUCUUGCCUCUGAAGGUGCAGGCGGCUGGUGCCUGCCUCCCCAGGGCAGCUUCAGGUCUCAGUGCCCCAGAGAGGUGAGGCAGGGGGGAGGGACCCUGGGCCCCCACGAGGCUGCAGAGGCCCCCGUGAGCUCUGGAAGCCAAGUGAGCCUCCCGUGGCGGGUUGCUGUGCUGCUUUUCCGUCUUGACCUCUUCCCACGUGUUCCCGUGGCAUUCCUCAGGGUAUGGAGCAUUGGCAGGAAGGGCCUGGGCCCCAAGUUGCUUUGUUCAAUACACACACACACACACACACAGCCUCAAGAUGACCGUAGCCAGCGCUAUGGCGAUAUUUGAACAUUUUCAUUCUCCUUGGAUUGCCCUGCAGACGUCUGUAUUUUCUUCACCACGUAUCCCCCGAGGACAGCCGGGAGCGUGCUUGGCCUUAUUUUUAAGGCAGCCUCUUUACUUUCUGCUGUAGCCAGUAGGAUUGCAGGAGGAAGCAGGAAGAUGAGAGGGGCACAGUCAUCUGAAUUAAGCAGGAGGGAUUUGAGCUAUCUCCACGCAGGACCAGGGGCAGGGCCCAGGAAAGGGCGAGCUCUGUGCCACCUCCGGGCUGAUGCAGAGUGCGCUCACGGGGUCAGGCUGUGCGUGCACUGGGGCUUUUCCCAGCAACAGCCCAGCGAAAGAGAAAAAAGUCUCUUCCAGCAAAGUGGAGCUAGCUGAGGGGUAUGACCUGGAGAGAAGAGAGGUCCCGGGACCCCAAACACUGCCUAGCAAGGCUGGGAGUUCAGCCCUGAACACUCCGCUGUGCGAGAGUGUGACGAGGGCUGUGGGCAACAGCAUGGACUGAUCCAGGUUGCGCUUUGGCCCUCUGGCACCCCCAUCCCUGGCACGGCUUCGCUACUGAGAUUCUGAGUCCCGGUGUCCUUAGGGAACCCCGCAGGUCAUGCCCUACCAAAGAUACUCAGCGUUUGUGCAGGCCCCCUGCCCCUUCAGUCUUGCUCAGCAGCCACCACACAGCCCAGGACCUGGCCCGCAGAUGUUGGUGCACGGCAGGCUGACCUCCCUCACUUGACCAGGUCAGCACAGAUGGCUCCAGGGAGCAGGGCCCAGGAGGGCACCUGCCCCCAAUGCCCUGCACACGCACACCCUCUGCCUCUCCUGGGAGCCUUGCAGAGGUGGCCUCCGGCUCCCUGGGCUGGGACGUUAUUUAGCCACGAGGGAGAAGGUGUGAUUUCCCAAGGCCGAGGCGUGCCUGUUUGUGAGUCUGGAUAAAGCUGGGGGGCCUCCAGCUUCCUCAACUGGGGCAGAAGCUAUAACGUAUCUGGACUCCCGGCUGCUCCUAUGCUUCCUAACUAGCUUCUGAAGCUUAAGACCUGCUUUUGGGGCAGGGCUAGGGCCCCUAUUACCCUAACAGCUAGCUUCAGAAGCGUCGCCGCCCAGGGCUCCAGUUACCUGGUGUCAAGCCCUGUCCAGCUCGUCACGGGCUGGCGCAUCCCUCCCGGAAACAACUCCCCAGGUAGGCCCGAAAGCUCAGGGUUCUUUCCAGGGAGAUGUACCCCCAAAGUAGCGCCAUCAGCUGGCCCAGGCUCUGCUGUGGAAAUCUGCCCAGCUCGAGGUUGUAGGGGUCACAGUGACAGCAGCGUGUGACCGUCUAAGCUUGUAUUCUCCGUUUUUUUUCUGUCUGCUGUAAUUGUUUAAAAAGUUUUUUUUUCCAGAGAAAAUGAGCCCAACCUUUCUUCCUUGCCUUUGCCUGGCUUGCACUUGGCCCCGGGUAGCUUUGUGCUGUUGACCUGGCGUGGCCACAACCCCGCCCGGUGUCCUGGGCGUGGACCACAGACUCCAGAUCCCACUGUUCCCUGGUAGCUGGAGAGAGCAGGGAACAGAGGUUCAGGUUUUAGACUGAACUUGUGCACUUCAGAAAAAUCCUGCUGAGAGCCACACAUCCUUUGGAGGCAAUUUUCCCCUUUCUGAAGACAGCCCGGUGUCUCACACCACUGCCGGCUGAACUCCCUCCUUUGAACGUCAUUCUUAGAGAAGCUUCCGUUUCUGAGGUAUCCCAACAGGCUGUGUCCCCGUGCCCCGGCUGCUUCCUUCCACUGAUGGAGGUGUGGGGAGCGGGCUCAGUCCCAGACGAGGAUGCUCCAGGGUGUGCGUGCCUGCACAGCACGGACUCCAGCCACGUGUGCUGCCAUCCCCCGACCUCCCCCGCUGGGCAUGACAGCGUGGCCAAAGGCAGGCGAGAGAGGCAGCCAUUUGGUUGAGAAUCUCUGGUCUAGUACACACUUAAUGCAACUAAUUAAUUGCAUUAAUACAUUGCUACACAAUGCUAUAAGUCUCCAAGCGUUUGAAAGCUAUUCUCAUCUCAGCAGAGAUCCAGCAGGCCUUUCUUUUCUUUGGGUUCUUCUUGCUGACUCCUGGGGCCCGUUUUACCCCCAGUCUCUGAUCCUGUGUACUGCUGCAGGCCGAGCCCCUUUCCUGGAAUCCUUCUCUUUCAAAAGCUGGGAGAGCUGGGCUGGGGACAAAAUCGUACUUCACCCUGCCCGAUGCAGCAAGCCUCUCUCUCCCACGUCCUCAGGUGGCAGGUGCCAGUGUUAGGCCGGCUGUCAGCCUUCCCCUCCACGCAUGCGUGGGGGCGGAAUGAACUCUUGAGGGAGUCUCGGUCGGGCCACAGCCCGUCUCCCCUUGCUGCACUGAUCUCUGGGAAAUUUUUGGAGCCCUGGUGGAGGUACAAGUUGCUCACAUGCAUUUGAUUAACAGAUUGUACUAUGUUUUGCAAUAAAGAUGUUUCGCCUUAAGACCCGUGAACGGAACUCCAGCCGUGACGGAGCUGCCACUGCCCCUUCCUCCCGCCCCACCUGCUGUUGCUUUGCGGGGAGGCCGCCAGCCUCUUCUCUGUCACGUCAUCCGUGUGACUGCCCCGUACACUUCCUUCAGUCAAGGUUACCUUCACCAGCUCCUGUGCCCUCCACCUGGGGGAGACUUCCCUGUCCUGCCAGCACCAACGGCAACCCUCGGAGGAAGCACUGUUUUCUCGCUGAAGGUGUUCACGGUCAAGUUUUAAUUUCUCCCACUCACGGUUCAAAAGAAUCCAUGUGAAUUUACCUACAGCUUACGUUAGUUUCACGUGAAACUGCACUCUCCUGCGAGCAUAUCAGACUCUGGGCCCUCAAGAACUGGACUUGAACAUUCUGCAGGUGCCAGAUGUUGGGGGUGCCCCCCCACCUACAUUACCCUCUUCUUGGAGCCAUUGUCUCUUUCUUAUCUGUGACUUCUGAGUCAUCCAGUGGCCCCGUCAGUAGUUCCCUGAGACGUUCACAGAUCUUGUAUCAGGAUAUGAACUGUUUUUGUGUUCAAAAGGAGGCAGCCCUGCCUGAUGAAUGUAUUCUCUUAAUAUUCAGCCGCUGUGUUGGUGCAUCAGCUGCAGACUGUCCACAUGCCACGUUUCACGGACACUGCAAGGACACUCCUUAGGAGCGGUUCGUCAUUCCAGCGCUUCUCCCUAUAUUAACACGCUUCCCAUUGAGUCCCGCCAAGUCCUUUAUUGAGUUUUUUUUCUUGCAUCUGUCAUUUUGUCCAAACAAGCAUGAAUAAACAGAAGUGCAAAUGAGCUGCUACCAUUUAUGUGGUCAGCUGAGGUUGGUGCCAGAACCCCCCCGGAUGUCUGUGGCUUGGGUAUGAUAAGAGGAACGUGUGGGACCCUCCAUGGAUGAUGUUCCUGCCCUUCUCUACAUUUUUAAACAAGCACAAAUGAUAUUUGUAAAAAGAUUAAAAAGUUUAAUUUUAUUUAUUAUGGUAAUAAACUAUUUUAUACAUGA
Oryctolagus cuniculus (rabbit) is the source of this 7412-nucleotide messenger RNA. It is a transcript of the gene KCNH1, whose product is annotated as potassium voltage-gated channel subfamily H member 1. Gene Ontology annotation, molecular function: delayed rectifier potassium channel activity. The record is from RefSeq and is a predicted model, not a curated record. NCBI's taxonomy places the organism in Eukaryota, Metazoa, Chordata, Mammalia, Lagomorpha, Leporidae. Gene Ontology annotation, cellular component: plasma membrane; voltage-gated potassium channel complex. Gene Ontology annotation, biological process: regulation of membrane potential; potassium ion transmembrane transport.